AUGAGGUAUGAAAAGUAUGAUAAUGGAUGGAUUCUUAAGGGUAGCAGAGGUCAAGUCCGUCCACCUCCUGUUACCGCUUUUCAAGCUAAUUAUUCCUCCCUUGAUGACCAUCUGGGUCGCAAUGAGAAACACUUAGCCAGUUCCUCUCAUCCCACUGAUCCUAUGGAUAUUAGUUCCGCUCCUGCUAGUGAUAAUGGCAGUGAUGAAGAGGAUUCCAAAAAUGGCGAUGAUGGUGAUGAUGAGAAAGACACGGAAGAGGAGCAUGGUUUUGAAAAAGGCGAAGAUGAUGAAUCAGGAGAAGAAGAAGGAGAUGAAACUGCAGAAGAACGUCAUUCUGAUGAUGAAAACUAA
Malania oleifera is the source of this 351-nucleotide messenger RNA. RefSeq lists its product as uncharacterized. Bases 1 to 351 code for a protein of 116 amino acids. The record is from RefSeq and is a predicted model, not a curated record. NCBI's taxonomy places the organism in Eukaryota, Viridiplantae, Streptophyta, Magnoliopsida, Santalales, Ximeniaceae. The transcript is spliced from 2 exons.